GCAUGAUGCAGCGCAGGACACGGGUGAAGCUCUCCAGACACUGGACGCCAAGACCGAGUCCCGCUGACUGACGCCACCCGCGGUGACUGACCUCAACCCACAUAUGCGCUUCAUCGACUCCAUCUUCCCACUACCUACGCAUCACAAUCCACGACACCACAAGUGAUUCCUAGAUCCGGCGGACAGCUCUGAUUUCCCUCGCUGAUAUUCUUGGAUUCCCCAUUCCGCACACCAUCUCGAUGCGAUAACAGCGACCACCGCCAUGCAUCGCCUCCCCCGGGCUCUGGCCUUCCCUCGCCAGCCCUCACAGGUCUCACGCUGGCGCCCACCUCUACAUACACCCCGCAUACAGCGUCGAUGGAAGUCACGCACACCCUAUGGCCGGGACGGAGAACCGAUGCGCCAUCAAGUCGUUCGCUUCAAGAGCCCGAGCUGGUCAUUACGAAGGGUUGUGACGCUCGGUCUCUACACCGGCGCGGCGUACGGCUUCGGCAGAGUACUGUGGCGACAGCUGGACAUUGAAAUCGAGUUUGUGGAGGAGGAGGAACUUGCGCAAAAUCAACAAGGGCAGAAUGCACUUGGAGAGGCGGAUGAGGCUGCCGAGGAAGGGCCCUUUUACGCCGAUGAAAACUCCAUCUUCAUCCCUCUCACCUGGAGCAAGCAGAUGCCGCGGUCCUACUAUCGUGGCACCGAUCCGGAAUGGUCGGAGUUCAUUCGCGUCGCCAAAGACCCGCCGCGGCAGAAGCUUAUUUACAAGGACCUGACGACGGUUAUUCUCACGGGCUCCGCCCAACAUCCGCCCGUCGCCCGCCAUCUCGGCGCAGAUCCGAAGAUCGGCAAGUACUGGCUGGACAUCUCGUUCCCGGACGGUCCACCGCUAGAGUAUGAGCGGCAGGGAAUUGAGAUUGGCGAUGGAUUUGUUGCUUGGAGCACGCAAAAGGUGGAUGCCGAGAAGCAGUGGCGUACUCAACGCGCGCUGGUCCCGAAAGCGGCUGCUUCGGGCAUUUGGGCGGCGUCAAAAGUCAUGGCGGGCAUACAGUGGCGAAGAGUGAAGCAGUAUCUGGGGUGGGAGGAGGUAAACCCGAUGAGUGUGGAGGAGAGAUUCCGGCUUGCCAUCGCAAUGUCACAGAGGGAGGACGACAAAUCCAGGCGACCAAAGCAGACCUCUCCUGGUACUCCAACAGCGGCGCCCAAUGCGGCCGCUUCCACAGCCACCACAAACCCAAUCACUCCGCCGAAGAGCAACUUGCCCUGGCAUCUGCCCAACGUGAAGCUGCCCUAUGCCGACCCAGACGCGGAUACCUCAUCUUCCCCCCCACUCGACAUCACGAUAGCCAGGCACGUCUUCUCCGCCACGCUGUCGAAGCUCUGGAAUCCCAAGAAGGCCGAAGCUCCCCGUGGUACUUUCCUCGUCGAGGGAAUCGUCGAAGUCAAUGGCGGUACGGGCAAGGUCAUCUUCGACGUCUCGGGCUUCUACGACCCGCGCGCCAAUAAGUUUGUCAAUAUCAAUGCAGGCAUCAGGAAGGUUAAACGGUGGAAGCAGAGACCUAAGGGUGGACCGUGACUCGGUCCUCCGUUCACUCGAUUUGAAGCGUUUCAGCAAGCGGUCUUUUGUGGCGCAUUUGUUUAGAUCAUGAUGGUAGCGCUCAUCAACGAAUUGCAUCGGCGUGUAACGAGUAUGCUGCAU
Molecule: messenger RNA, 1687 nt
Organism: Neohortaea acidophila
Lineage: Eukaryota; Fungi; Ascomycota; Dothideomycetes; Mycosphaerellales; Teratosphaeriaceae
Exons: 1
Coding region: 263-1564 (433 amino acids)
Source: RefSeq, a predicted model, not a curated record